Etheostoma spectabile (orangethroat darter) is the source of this 918-nucleotide messenger RNA. Its product is annotated as glycine-rich RNA-binding protein 10. Lineage: Eukaryota; Metazoa; Chordata; Actinopteri; Perciformes; Percidae. Bases 201 to 731 code for a protein of 176 amino acids. The transcript has a single exon. The record is from RefSeq and is a predicted model, not a curated record. Gene Ontology annotation, molecular function: RNA binding.
AGAAGCGAUGGCAAAGGCAACACGAUGCGGAAGGAAACACAAUGCGGAAGCUAAGCGCUACUGUGUGCACCUAAAUUUGGUAUAGCAGCCCGCCAAAAAACACAAAGAAGAAGCGAAGCGCCCCUUUUCCUUUCUCUCAUUCGACCAGCAGCUCCUCUCGUCAACUACUCGACUGCUGCUUGUGAAAAGCAACACUAAAAAUGUCGGAAGAUGGUAAAUUGUUCAUCGGUGGACUGAGCUACGACACCAACGAGGACUCUCUGGCUGAGGCCUUCGGCAAAUAUGGCAACAUCGAGAAAGUGGACGUGAUCCUAGACCGAGAGACGGGGAGAUCCCGCGGUUUUGGCUUUGUGACAUUCGAUAAUUCAGAAGAUGCCAAAGAUGCAAUGGAGGGCAUGAACGGCAAGACUCUAGACGGUCGGACUAUUCGCGUCGAUGAAGCGGGAAAGGGCGGCGGGCGCUCCAGAGGAGGCGGCUUCGGAUCGGGCCGAGGAGGACGAGGCGGCGGUGGAUUCGGCGGCCGUGACCGAGGAGGCGGAGGAUACGGUGGCGGAGGAGGAUACGGAGACAGGGGAGACAGAGGCUACGGCGACAGAAGCUCCAGUAACGAGGGGAGAUAUGGCGGCGGCGGCGGCGGCCGUGGUGGCGGAGGCGGCUACAGGAGUCGCGGAUCAUACUCGAGUGGAGGAUAUGGCGAGCGCUCCGGGGGAUACCGCGAUCAACACGACUAGUAAACAUCGCUGAUUCCAGAUCAUCCAUUGACUGGCUAAUUUCAGAUGCGCUCCUCAAGAAAAAAAAUGUCCGUGUUAUUGCUGACCAAUACGUUUUUUUGUAGUUCUGUUGUAAGUCAAGAAUCUUCUCAUCGAAAAAUGUACUCAUGAGUUUGUCAUUUCUUAAUAAACCAUGUUACAAAUUGCA